AUGCUUCAGACUGUUUGAGUGUCUUCACGAGGGAGCUUGGCUUUAAGGGAGCCCAGCCACCGUGAUGGCAAGAAAACAAGCUGGAAAUGUGGAUUUGUGAGAACAAUAAUCCAGCAACCACAUCUGAGGCAUGACCCCAAAGGCCCACGGAAAGCAAGAAUGUUGAAGAAAUUCCAGAUAUGCUUCUGCUUCUUCUUUGUCUCAGGUAUAUUGUAUGAGAUCUCCCUGCUGUCUGGCUGCUUUUUCUCCUAUAUGCCUAUGUCCAAGCACUUCCUGACACCUGAGCAGGUCUUGAACCUCGGCAAAAGCAUCAUCUUUCUGGAGACGACGGAGCGGCUGGAGCCACCUCCGCUGGUGUCCUGCUCCGUGGAGUCUGCCUCCAGGAUUUACCAGGACCGGCCCAUCAUCCUCUUCAUGAAGGGACUUACGAAUGACACAGCAUUGGACAUGAACUCCAGCUAUGCAGCCUUCUCGCUUUUGUCUUCUAUGAAGAAUGUCUUCAUUUUUCCUCUUCAGAUGGAAACUGUCUUCCAGGAGACCCCUCUGCUCCAGUGGUACAACAAGGUUGUCCCGGAGCAGGAGAAGAACUGGGUCCACAUCAGCUCUGAUGCCAGCAGACUGGCACUCAUUUGGAAGUACGGGGGCAUCUACAUGGACACAGAUGUCAUCUCCAUCAGGCCCAUCCCUGAGGAAAGCUUCCUAGCGGCACAGAAGUCGCAGUUCUCCAGCAAUGGGAUCUUUGGCUUCCCUGCCCACCACAAAUUUAUUUGGGACUGCAUGGAAAACUUUGUUCUCAAGUACAAUGGGAAUGUCUGGGGGAACCAGGGGCCCUUUUUAAUGACAAGGAUGCUCAAAACCAUCUGCAAUCUUACGGAUUUCAAAGGCACUGAGGACCACAGCUGCCAGAACGUCUCCUUCCUUAAUCCUCAGCGUUUCUACCCCAUACCAUAUCCAGCCUGGAGCCGGUACUACAAGGUGUGGGACAAAAGCCCCAAUUUCAACCACUCCUAUGCGCUGCACUUGUGGAACUUCAUGAACCACAAUCGGAAAACCGUGGUCGCGGGCAGCAACACGCUGGCUGAAAACCUUUACAAAGCCUACUGCCCCACCACCUACCAGAACCUGAUCCAAAACGCAGAGCUGAGGGAUUUCACACACUCUGAGGAUGUUGCAUGA
Leptosomus discolor (cuckoo roller) is the source of this 1176-nucleotide messenger RNA. It is a transcript of the gene A4GNT, whose product is annotated as alpha-1,4-N-acetylglucosaminyltransferase. Gene Ontology annotation, molecular function: acetylglucosaminyltransferase activity. Lineage: Eukaryota; Metazoa; Chordata; Aves; Leptosomiformes; Leptosomidae. Gene Ontology annotation, biological process: protein O-linked glycosylation. The record is from RefSeq and is a predicted model, not a curated record.